AUGGGGAAUCGAAAGCUCUUUGUGGCCACAGUUUUGACCGUGACUUUAUUCCCUAUUUCUGAUGUUCUUCACAUCAUUCCUAAAAGGAUUUCGAUGCACGUACAUGGGCCUGAAGAGGCUGCAAGUCACGAAUUUGCAAUCCAAUGCAAGAAUUGGGCCAAUAAAAUAGGUCGUAACGUUGUAGAUGAGCUUGCAGGGAUGCUCUCCAAACGUGAAAACUGUGGUAAAAUUAGUAUUGUGGUGGCGCCCUCUGGAUAUACAUCUGAAGCAAAGAAAGCCGGACGGGAGCAAGGCAUAAUCUUGACAAACGUAAAAGAUUUAUACAAUUAUCUUUUUGAUAAAAUUGCCAAAAAACAAAAAGCAGAAUUUAAAAAAAUGUAG
Messenger RNA from Funneliformis caledonium, 381 nucleotides. Lineage: Eukaryota; Fungi; Glomeromycota; Glomeromycetes; Glomerales; Glomeraceae. The record is from the annotation of a GenBank genome assembly.